Messenger RNA from Salvelinus fontinalis (brook trout), 4477 nucleotides. Its product is annotated as zinc finger protein 502-like. Gene Ontology annotation, biological process: regulation of transcription by RNA polymerase II. Gene Ontology annotation, cellular component: nucleus. The record is from RefSeq and is a predicted model, not a curated record. Lineage: Eukaryota; Metazoa; Chordata; Actinopteri; Salmoniformes; Salmonidae. The transcript is spliced from 4 exons. Bases 333 to 1553 code for a protein of 406 amino acids. Gene Ontology annotation, molecular function: DNA-binding transcription factor activity, RNA polymerase II-specific; RNA polymerase II cis-regulatory region sequence-specific DNA binding.
UGUUGUUUCCAAACUGCGUUACCAACUCCAGUCAGCAGAUGGCGAUAUGCGUCUUUCAGGUGUUGAUUCUUGCGUGGCGUGUAAUUUACUGGACGGGACACUUCUUCAGGAACAACAACACAGCUACUCUUUCAACCGCUUCGGUAGCUUGCUAGCCAACAUAAAACUGAAAGAUUGACGCUUUAGACCAUGUUAAUGCACAUUAGCUAAUCUCAGUGUUGUUAACACAGUUCAGUUGACGUAUCAACUGGUUAACUUUUAACCUAAUUUGCUUGUUCAAUUUGCAAAGUUGUUAAACAUUGAUACUGAGCCUAGCGUUAGGCUAGUCGCUAAUGCUAACAUCCCAGACCAUGAGCUCACUAAACUACUCCUCCCCCGUUAAAGAAGAGGAGGUCUGCUGUAUGCAGAAAGAAGCUCUGAGGCUGAACAUUGUCGUGAAAGAAGAAGAAGAAGAUGUUAUAGAGGAAACAGAGGAAGAACCUUUUAGAGAGGAAGAGGAUGCUAUCUCAGUAGAGGUGAAGAAGGAAGACGUCUUGGGAGUGAAAGAGGAGGAGACAGAAUAUCAGAUUAACACCAGGCAGAGACAUGACUAUUGUGGAUCCUCUGGGGAGCCUCAACAACAUCCUGCUGCUGACGAGGCAGAGAAGAGUCUCUCCAGAUCAGAACACCAGAUGGACAACACUAGCCCGUCCUCCCUCCCGGAGUCCCCGUGUCGUGCCUCUCCCGGUUGCGCCUUACUCCUGGGUAUGAAGAGGUUGUCUGUGCUGCUGGUGGACUGCAGGAACACAAUGGGGCUGAGUGUAACUGUGAGAGUAGGAGAAGAAAAGAAAGGAUCAGAUUUAACUCAUCAAAGAGAAAGACCAGACUCAGAGGAACCAGAGCCAGGGACGUCCAAACCAGCAAGACGACACCAGUGCUCCCACUGUAGAAAGGGUUGUAACCGGUUAUGGGACCUGAAACAACAUGAGAGAAUCCACACAGGAGAGAAGCCUUACCACUGCUCCCAGUGUGGAAGGAGUUUUAGCCAUAAAGGAAACCUGAACCAACACGAGAGAAUACACACAGGGGAGAAGCUUUACCACUGCUACCAGUGUGGAAAGAGUUUUAUCCAUUUAGGGUACCUGAAACAACAUGAGAGAAUACACACAGGGGAGAAGCCUUACCACUGUACCCAGUGUGGAAAGAGUUUUAAAGAUUUAGGGAACCUGAAAAGACAUGAGAGAAUACACACAGGGGAGAAGCCUUACCACUGCUCCCAGUGUGGAAAGAGUUUUAACGAUUUAGGGAACCUGAAACAACAUGAGAGAAUACACACAGGGGAGAAGCCUUACCACUGCUCCCAGUGUGGAAAGCGUUUUAAAGAUUUAGGGAACCUGAAACGACAUGAGAGAAUACACACAGGGGAGAAGCCUUACCACUGCUCCCAGUGUGGAAAGCGGUUUAACCAGAAAGGACACCUGAAUGAACAUGAGAAUACACACAGGGGAGAAGCCUUAUCACUGCUCCCAGUGUGGAAAGAGUUUUACCCAGUUAUGGAACUUGAAAAGUCAUGAGAGAAUACACACACAGGGGAGAAGCCUUACCACUGCUCCCAGUGUGGAAAUAGUUUUAACCACAAAAGCAACCUGAACCAACACAAGAAAAUACACAGAGGGGAGAAGCCUUACCACUCCUCCCAGGAUGCAAAGCUUUUGCCCAUUUUAGGAAGCCUGAAAGAACACAUGAGACUGCACAUGUGGAGAAGGCUUACAAAAGCCCAGGCUGUGGGAAAACAUAUUACUCAUAACAGUCACUUAAACGUCAUUAGAGAAUCCACACAGGAGAGAGAAAUUACUUCUCUUAGCGUGUAUAUGGAUAUUUCACAUCUGACUGAUAAUGUGUUUAUCUGUUUUUACCAUAUGAAAUUGCUUCUUCCAAUUAUUGAUGUACCUGUUAAAAAACUGACUGUUAGAACUGUUAAGGCUCCAUGGAUUGAUGAGGAAUUGAACAUCUGUAUGGUUGAAGGAGAUGGGUGCACAUCUGGCUGGCUUAUAUACUGCAAAUUGAGGAAUGAUGUGACCAAACUCAACAAAAAUAAUAAACUUUAUUAUGAAUCCUAGGUCAAUGAUAUAAAGAAUGAUGGAAAAAAACUUUAAUAAAAACAUAAUGAAAGAAAAGCAGUGCAAGUAUUGAAUGUUGUAAAGUUAUUGUGGGAGAGGUGGAAAAAUUGUUAUCGAUCAAUAAUGACAAAUCUCCUGGCAUUGACAACUUAGAUGGAAAGGUACUGAGGACAGUAGCUGACUCUAUAGCCACUCCUAUCUGUCCUAUGUUUAAUCUGAGCCUAGAGGAAAGUCUUUGUCCUCAGGCCUGGAGGGAAGCCAAAGUAAUUCCACUACCCAAGAGUGGUAAAGCGGCCUUUACUGGUUCUAACAGCAGACCUAUAAGCUUGCUGCCAGCUCUUAGCAAACUUUUGGGAAAAAUUGUGUUUGACCAAAUACAAUGCUAUUUCUCUGUAAACAAAUGAACAACAGACUUUCAGCAUGCUUAUAGAGAACAUGUACUCAACAUGUACUGACUGAAACAAAUGACUGAUGAUUGGUUAAGAGAAAUUGAUAAGAUUGCGGGAGCUUUAUUGUUAGAUUUCAAUGCAGCCUUUGAUAUUAUUGACCAUAACCUGUUGUUUAAGAAUGUCUGUGCUAUGGCUUUUCAACCUCUGCCAUAAUGUGGAUUCAGAGCUAUCUAUCUACUAGAACUCAGAGGGGUUUUAAUGGAAGCUUCUCUAAUGUCAAACAUAUAAAGUGUGAUGUACCGCAGGGCAGCUCUCUAGGCCCUCUACUCUUUUCUAUUCUUACCAAUGACCUGCCACUGGCAUUAAACAAAGCAUGUGUGUCCAUGUAUUCUGAUGAUUCAACGAUAUACGCAUCAGCAACCACAGCUAAUGAAGUCACUAAUAAACCGGUACUGAACAUCUCUAAAACUAAGAGCAUUGUAUUUGGUACAAAUCAUUCCUUAAGUUAUAGACCUCAGCUGAAUCUGGUAAUGAAUUAUGUUGCUGUUGAACAAGUUGAAGAGACUAAAUUACUUGGCAUUACCUUAGAUUGUAAACUGUCAUGGUCAAAACAUAUAGAUUCAAUGGUUGUAAAGAUGGGGAGAGGUCUAGCCGCAAUAAAGAGAUGCUCUGCUUUUUUGACACCACACUCCAAAAAGCAAGUUCUGCAGGCUCUAGUUUUGUCUCAUCUUGAUUAUUGUCCAGUCGUGUGGUCCAAUGCUGCAAGGAAAGACCUAGUAAAGCUGCAGCUGGCCCAGAACAGAGCGGCACGUUUUGCUCUUAAUUGUAAUCAGAGGGCUGAUAUUAAUACUAUGCAUGCCAGUCUCUCUUGGCUAAGAGUUGAGGAGAGACUGACUGCAUCACUUCUUCUUUUUAUAAGAAACAUGAAUGUGUUGAAAAUACCAAAUUGUUUGUGUAGUCUGUAAGGGAAUUCUGCCCUAUGUGCACACAAGAGACCACAGGAAAACUUAUUUGAUCAGAGGUUUGUUUGUUUAAUAAGGAUUGCAACACAGAGUUUACACUUACAGCAAUUUGCAAGCAACACUCAGUUCAAAAGAUGGUGUUUUCCCUUUUUAUCCCCUACUGAGGAUCACCCCGCCCAGGGUGAUGUCCCUUAACUUUAAUACCAUAUAAGCUCAUAAUUAAUAGUUGCUAAUACAAAGAUGUCUCUGCUAGGCGGAGUUCAGCUUAUUGCGUUAUUGGCAGUUAGUUUCCCAAUCACUCUUCCCUUAUUGCUAUCAUGUCAGACUGGGAGUAAGACUGGAACAUAGUAUCAACAGGAACUCUUAGUUCCCUUUAUCCAUCUGUUACCUAAAAUAUAGUUUCAACACACAGACAUCUGACUUUGUACAGUUGACCUUUUCAUUCACUUGCAAGGUGUCAACCACUGAUUCUUAAUCUCAAGCUAAAGCAAAACAUGAAUCAUUGUACUUUUGUCAUCACAGGUGUUCCUAUAAUGUACAGAUAUCAUCCAAGUUCUUACAAGUCAACUUACACACAGCUCUGACACACACACUUAUCCCACCAGACAUGCCACCGGGGGUCUUUUUACAGUCCCCAAGUUUCCAGAACAAAUUCAAGAAAGCGUACAGUAUUAUAUAGGUCCCUUAUUGCAUGGAACUUACUUCCAUCUCAUAUUGCUCAAAUAAACAGCAAACCUGGUUUCAAAAAACAGAUCAAGCAACACCUCGCGGCACAACCCCUCUCCCCUAUUUGACCGAGGUAGUUUGUGUGUAUGCAUUGAUAUGUAGGCUACGUGUGCCUUUUACAAAAUGUAUGUAGUUCUGUCCUUGAGCUGUUCUUGUCUAUUGAUGUGCUGUAUUAUGUGUCAUGUUUUGUGUGGACUCCAGGAAGAGUAGCUGCUGCUUUUGCAACAGCUAAUGGGGAUCCUAAUAAAAUACCAAACUCUGUUAUUCUCUCUGAGCUCAGAAAUAAAGAAUCUUGGUUUGA